ACUCCAAACUAGUUCUCUUUUUAUUUCUUUGAAAUUAACAUGGCUCGUUCAAUUCCUAUGGUUUCCACCAUCUUUGUCUUCCUUCUGCUUCUUGUAGCUACUGAGAUGGUGGCAGAGGCAAGGACAUGUGAGUCAAAAAGUCAAAAAUUCAAAGGAGCAUGUGUGAGUGAUCGCAAUUGUGCUUCUGUGUGCCAAACGGAACGUUUCCCUGGAGGGCACUGCCGUGGAUUCCGUCGUAGAUGUUUCUGUACUACACAUUGUUAAUUAAUGUUUGAACACUUAAUCACUAUCAUAAAAGAGUUUAAAAGAUGAUUGAUCCAUCACCUUUUUCUACUUGUGUUAUUUUGGAAUAAAGCUACACCUACCCCCUUUUGCUAUGGAUUUUUUUCUUUGUCUUUGUUUAUUUGUAGUUUGAUCUUUAGAUCCUAUGAGUGGAAGUGAAUGAAAUGAAUAAUAUAAUGUGUUCUUAGUUUAUAUUUCAUAUCACAAUUUUUUUACUAAUAGUACUUAUGAAACAAUUGCGGUUGACA
Messenger RNA from Cicer arietinum (chickpea), 530 nucleotides. Its product is annotated as cysteine-rich knottin fold-containing protein. Gene Ontology annotation, biological process: defense response. NCBI's taxonomy places the organism in Eukaryota, Viridiplantae, Streptophyta, Magnoliopsida, Fabales, Fabaceae. The record is from RefSeq and is marked validated.